CUCACCCUGUGCGAACACGAAUGCUUGUGUGUGCUCUGUUUGGACGUUGCCUCGCACAACUUAAUAUUUGCGCAUCAAAUUCGCGUUCCAGAUUUUUAGUUGUUGUUCGGCGAGCAUAACGUUGACAUUGUUCACAGAAAAAUAGUUUAAUUACUACUUAAAUCAUGUCUAUUCAAGAAAAUAAUUUAAUUUUAUUUGAACAUGAGCGUAAACUUAAAAGUGCCGCGUUAAUAAUUUUACAUUCUAUUUAAAAAAAAACAAAAAAAAAACAAGUUGACAAGAUAGAAGAUGAUGAAUCACUCACUUGUAUAGACAACGAGAAGCUAGACCCAAUUUAAUGGAUCAUUUACAAUUCGAUAAAACUAUUGGACAAUUUAAAAAUUGUAUUUGUAUGGCGUCAGAGGACUUUGAAUUUUUGCUGUGCAAAAUUGGACCAAAAAUUAUGAAAAAAGACACUACUAUGAGAAACGCAGUUUCAGUUGAUAAAAGAUUAGCAGUUACAUUAAGAUUCCUUGCUACAGGAGACUCUUAUACUAGUCUUCAAUAUACGUUUUUGAUAUCAAAACAACUUAUAUCACUCAUAGUACCAGAAGUUUGUCAAGCAUUUAUAGAAGUUCUGAAGACAUAUGUUAAGAGCACGAAAUGUGAGACAUUUAUAUUCAUUGGCCUGGAGGUAAUCCUCAGCUGAGACGCACGUGAUCGACAAACUAAUGAACCAUAAAAAGUUUUAAUGCAGUACAUAUCGAAUAUUUGUGUACAAAAUAUAUUAGGUAAUAAAUUAAUAAAUAAGUAUUCACCAGUUGCUCCAAUUUACUUUUAGAAUAUAAUAUAUUACAAUACUCCACAGUUAUGUUAAUCCAUUUCGGGUGGUUAAAGAUCUUAAGUAUAUUGGUUUUACAUUAGACAUAAUUCUUAGUCGAAAAUAUCAAUCAAAUGUCUACAAAUAUCGUAAAGAAAACUAACUAUGUUAGUCAAAUACCCAAAGUAGCAAUUAAUUAUUAUGAAUGUCUUGAACUCGGAGUACGGUGUUGUACAACACCUGUCUUCUUUGUCACUGUUACGUCUUGUAAGCUGCGACGGUAUGAUGCGGGGGCCGGGGGACUUAUCGACUAUCGUGAUUCGUGAACUAACUUAAUAUUUUAGACGAUACUACAUAAUUAUUCAAACGUUACUAAAAAACAUUAAAACCUAGUCCGAAUAUUUGACUGACCACGAUGUGUCGUACUUUAAUAUUUUUAACGAAAAUUAUUAAAACAUGAUUUUUCUAACUAUUAUUUUUUUUAUAUAAGCACCGUAAAGUGGUAGGUACAAAUUGUAUGAUAAACAAGUAAAUCGUGUACAGUUUUAACUGCAUCAAUAAUUGUAAAAGGAAUAGUUAACAUUAAUUCGAUUACUUAUUAUUUAUUACGAUUCAGAUGAAAUAUUGUUAUUGUUAAUUCAUCACAAUUAAGUAUAUUUUUAGACAACGCCGGUGACAAAAGAGACAAAAGUAUUUCUAAAUGCUUAAUUAUAUGAUCAUGAAUAUUAAAUUUCAUACCAUUCAACUAUUAUAGGUAACUAUAAAAAAUCGA
Messenger RNA from Rhopalosiphum maidis (corn leaf aphid), 1571 nucleotides. RefSeq lists its product as uncharacterized. The transcript has 2 exons. Bases 338 to 688 code for a protein of 116 amino acids. The record is from RefSeq and is a predicted model, not a curated record. NCBI's taxonomy places the organism in Eukaryota, Metazoa, Arthropoda, Insecta, Hemiptera, Aphididae.